Messenger RNA from Micromonas pusilla CCMP1545, 1014 nucleotides. RefSeq lists its product as uncharacterized. The record is from RefSeq and is a predicted model, not a curated record. Gene Ontology annotation, cellular component: cytoplasm. The coding region runs from base 1 to 1014 and encodes 337 amino acids. Lineage: Eukaryota; Viridiplantae; Chlorophyta; Mamiellophyceae; Mamiellales; Mamiellaceae. Gene Ontology annotation, biological process: protein refolding. The transcript has a single exon.
AUGUCUCGCACACUACCCACCCUCGCGCGGCCCCUCGAGGCGCUCGCCGUCGACAUGCCGACGUCCGUCGUCGCGCCAGCGGCCGCGCUCGCUUCCGCGGCGCUCGCCCGCCGCGGCGGCUCGCGCGCCGCGCGCGUCUCAGGACGCCCGACGCGAGCCGCCGCGUCGGCCGCGCGUCCCCGUCGCGACGACGCGGGCGGCGUCGACGUCGUCUCCGUCGAGAUCGAGCGCGCCGCGCGUUCUUCGUUCGCGCGCGGCGGCUCGUCGCGUCUCAUCCGCCAGAGUCAGGCGUCCCGCGGCCGCCGCCGCCGCCGCGCGACGACCGCGACGCGCGCGAUGGCCGGGGGGGAGACGGACUACUACGCCCUCCUCGGCGUCUCGAAGACCGCGGACGCGAAGGAGAUAAAGCGAGCGUUCCGCAAAGCCGCGCUGAAGUACCAUCCCGACGUGAACAAGGCCGCGGACGCGACGACGCGGUUCAACCAAUACAAGACCGCGUACAACACGCUGUCGAACCCGGACGAGCGACGGAAGUACGACAUCCUCCGCGCGGGGGGCGGGUUCGGCGCGGCGUGGGGAGGCGGCGCGUCGAGGUCGAGUUGGGGCGCCGGGACGUCGUCGUCGUCGUCGCCGCCGCGGGGGUACAAACCCAAAGAAGAGGAGGAGUUCUACGGCUUCGGGCAGUUCUUCGAGGACAUGGAGAAAGAGUGGAGAGAGUUCGAGAAGUCGCGACCGGACCCGGGGCGGCCGCGGACGCUGUGGGAGGAGCUCAGCGCGCUCGGGGAGGAGUUCGUGGACUUUUUAGAAGAGGCGACGCCCGAGGUGGCGGAAGCGGUGAAGGACGCGCGCGCGAGAGACCCGUUCGACGCGUACGAGGCGACGUUCCGCGAUGACGAGAAGCGGGCGGAGGGGUACGCGCGUCGCGGGGGCGCGGCGUCGAGCGCGUCGCCGAAGAAGGAGGACACCGUCGACGAUAUGCUCGACGCGUUGAAGCGAAAGAUGGGGAAAAAGUAG